Molecule: messenger RNA, 3466 nt
Organism: Neoarius graeffei (lesser salmon catfish)
Lineage: Eukaryota; Metazoa; Chordata; Actinopteri; Siluriformes; Ariidae
Gene: csf2rb
Product: colony stimulating factor 2 receptor subunit beta
Exons: 14
Coding region: 547-2706 (719 amino acids)
Biological process (GO): cytokine-mediated signaling pathway
Cellular component (GO): external side of plasma membrane
Molecular function (GO): cytokine receptor activity; protein binding
Source: RefSeq, a predicted model, not a curated record
AAGUAUAUGGUAGAGAAGAACAACUACAAAAUGGGUCAUUCUCCGUGUUAUUUACUCGCUUGCUUUGUUCUUACUUACUUUUUUCUCCCUUUCUCACACUUUUUUCCGUCUCUGUUCUUCCCACCCAUGGCUAAGCUCAGAAAGGGGAAGUCCUCUGAGUCUGACCUCCCCCUAUUCCAGGAAGUUGUAAGACUGUUGUCGACGUCCCAUCAGGAAAUCUGUUAUUUUUAGAAUUAAAUAAAAGGCUGUAUAGAAUUCUUUUGAAUGGAUCUAUAUUUAGCACAGCAGGUUGUGCUUUAACAUCUACCAAAGACCAUGAAACACAUCGUCACAUGACGGUACAGUCCUGUGAUGAUGCGUCUGAAUGGAGUGAAGCAUGAGCUGGAUUUACCGUUAGUGCUACUUUGGGGCACACAGAUGUGUGCACACACACAUUCGCACAUGAAGGAAGGAAGGAUGAUUACUGAACUUUUGGGUGAUCUCACACAGGUUGUAAGAUCUUGAAACUGUGGAGUCAGUCCUGUCUGGUGUCCCACUCAAAAUACAAUGUUCCCCCUGAGGCCACUGCUUAUUGCAGCAUUACCUCUGCUGGUCUUGAGCUCCGAGUUCAAACAGUGUUCUUCUGCAGAGUUUACUCGUCACAGUACCGAAUCUUCUGUACUGAAGUCACUGCAGUGCUAUAAUGACUUCACCACUCAGAUACGCUGCACCUGGGAGGAGGAGGAGGAGGAGGAGGAGGAGGAGGAACCCACACACUUCCCCAUCCCAAUCAGCAAUGGAAAGCCAUGUGUACCUGAUGGUCAUGGUAAGCUGCAGCCUAAUGGAAAGCUCACCCGGAGUUGUGUCUAUAAAACAGAACUGUUUAUUAUAUUGGGCUCCCAUGAGUUCUUCUUCAACACAUCCUGUCCUUCUAACAUGAUAACUUUAAACAUAGCUGCACAAGGCAAGAUCAUGCCCCCGACAAACUUUUCAGAGGAAAAAGUAAAUGGUGGCAACCGGCUGAGCUGGAGCAGCCCGUAUCCUCCCUCAUCUCCUCUCACACUAAACCUUACCUACCAGCUCAAGUACAGAAGGCAUGAACAUGAAUGGAUUGUGGUAAAUGAUAUCAAUGUCACAAAGUAUAUGAUCGAGAGCCAGGCGCUCUUGGCAGGCUACUCAUAUGAAGCCAGGGUGCGAGCACGCAGUCCUCGAGGCCUGUGGAGCAACUGGAGCCCCAGUGUGUUCUGGAUGCCUGAAGAAGAAAGUGCCAUUAACCUGCAGUGUGUCAUUAAGGAAGGAGAGGUGAUGUGUAAUUGGCAGGUGAAGAAAAGGCAGGCCAAGUUCCUCUCGUAUUACCUGUGUGGCCACACCAGUGGAAAAAACUUGAAAUGUAACUACUGUGAAAAUCACACUGAGAGUCCUAAUUUUAGGACCUUACUAGAGUUUACAUGUUCAUUGAAGAGCUCUGAACCUGAACUGCUGACCAUGGAGAUCAGAAGCUUACAAAAGGUCAAGAGCUUUAAGACCGCUGACAACAUUCAGCCACCAUGUCCAUCCAAAUUUGGGGCGCAUAAGAAGGAUGGUGUUUGGAAGCUGAAUUGGAUGCGACCUAAUGUUACCCAAGCACUUGACGUCUCCUAUCAGGUGUACCUUGAAAGCAAUGACACAAAGGAAAAGAUGGAAUUCGAUGUCUCUAAAGGAGAUUUCAGUUUAGAUGUUCCCGCCUCCCUGCGGCCCUCUACAAGCUACAUGGCUAGGGUGAGAGCAGUUCCUUGCUGCGACUAUGCUGGACAACCCUCUGACUGGUCUGAUCCCACAUACUUCACUACUGAUGCAGCUCCCUGGACCGCCACCAUAAUUUACAUCUUGAUAGCUGUGUUAGUGGCUGUGCUUUCCAUCAUCUUGUAUAAUGCCCUUCCAGCCUGCCACAGGAAAUUUGUACUGUGGAAUGUAUCAAUUCCCUCUCCUAUUAAUAGCAAAGUCCUGGGGGAAAUGAGCAGUAAGAACUUUGCUAUUGAUGAGGGAAAUCUUUAUACUGGUAGUGAGAAAACCUCUGCAUUCAUCAUGCAGACCUCAGAUAACCCUGUCAUCUGUAAGGGCAGCAUCUCUGAGUACCCGCUCCUGACAUGCAGUGAUGACAUUGACAUGGGCCUUAGCAUGAGCGACUCAGGAUCUCCACAAAGCUCAAGCCACUUGUCUUUAUUUGUAGAUGGGAGAAGAAUAACAGACAAAUCAGGCGUAAGCUUCACUGGACCUUACAUCCUGUGCCGCGAGGACUCCUCAGUACCAACUGAAACUUCAGACAUAGUCUUCUCUUCCCUCUUAACUUUCGAUGAUGAUGAUGAUGAUGGAAGAUACAUUUCUGAGAGCCCCAAGGAUUCUUUGCCAAUGAGAGGAGGCUAUGUUUUAUCCCCUCCCAAAAGUCCAAAUUCAGAAUGCUUAACACCAAUUGGCAAUCUGGCUAGUGAGAACAGAGAGCCCAGGAAGUCAGAGCUUCCUGAUGAGGAUCCCCCAGCAUACACCCAAAGCCCCACUGUGGGGUCCAAUGCCAUUUUCUCUCACCCGUCUGGAUAUUGUCUGAUGCCCAGCAUGCAGACUGUUGCAGCCUGGGUGUCUGCUUCUGUUCCACCACCACCAGAGGGCAAUACUGAGAGAAAGUUGCAGGAGAUCAAGGUAGAUUCACCUGAGCGCAGCUAUGUGACACUUUCUCAGCGUGGACUCCAAUAAAUUCUUUCAGUGAUAAGACCGUAAAUUAAUAUAUUGAUUCCUGAAGUUAAUAUUUUAAGGCUACAAAUGAGGUGUCCUGCCCAUGCCGUGUAUAACUUGAACUGAUGACUUAAUAUGUCGUAGGGACAUCAUACUUAGCAUGUGGCCUCCGGUUAAUGAUUUGGCAGGAACGGGCAAAACAAGUAUUUCAAAAUUCACUGAAGCUGAUGUGGAUGAAUGGUAUAUCCAUAUCACAAUGCCUGUGACUCCAGAAUCUAUUUAUGCAUCGUUCCAAGUUUGAAGUAAAAGUUAUUAUAGGGUCCUGUGACCACAAAGAUCUAAUUCACUUGAAUUCUCUGUGUCUCAUUUUAAAAGCUGUUACAAGUUCAGUAUUUUGUGGCCAAGCAAUUGCUUCUGAGAAACUCAACUCAUUUGUGGCAAGUUCUCUUUUAAGAACUACUUGAAUGUUCACUACUCUUUUCUCUGUAAGUUAUUGGGUUAAUUUGUGGGACAAGGGUGUAAUAUAGGGGGUGAGGUCUGGUAAUUUAUAGGAAAAAAAUCUCAAAACAUAAGCCUUUCUACAAUAUGUGUAAAAGAUGUAAAAAUGCAAGAAGUAGCCAUUUUUCCUGUAUCGCACCAUAUUGUCCAACAGAUGGCAGUGCUGGUGGACUUUCUGAGCCUAAUAUGGACCUUUGAUUCUUUCUCUAUCUCUGCAUUAUGUUGCACAUUGAGUUAUGUGAUUAUUAAAGCUGUAGAUAGUUAUUAAAGCUAUGAACGACUA